Neoarius graeffei (lesser salmon catfish) is the source of this 1005-nucleotide messenger RNA. RefSeq lists its product as uncharacterized. Lineage: Eukaryota; Metazoa; Chordata; Actinopteri; Siluriformes; Ariidae. Bases 1 to 1005 code for a protein of 334 amino acids. The record is from RefSeq and is a predicted model, not a curated record. The transcript is spliced from 2 exons.
AUGCGGAGUCGCAGCCAGGAGUGGUGGGAUGUUAACGUGCUGCGCUUCUCUGAUAAUGAUUUCGUCAACAACUUUCGGCUUACGAGAAACACCUUUACCUACCUCUGUGAGCGACUGCGUGUGCCACUGUCGCGGGUGGAAACGCAACUUCGGCAGCCAAUUUCCAUGAGUAAACGCGUUGCCGUCGGGCUGUAUUGGCUUGCAACAGGUGCAUGUUACCGCACAAUCGCAAACCUAUUUGGCAUAGCCAAGUCUACAGUGUGCUCCAUCAUCAGAGAGUUCUGCGAGGCAGUUCGACAGGUUCUGAUGCCAGAGUACAUCAAACUGCCUCGGGGAGCUGAACUCCAAGAGGUUGUGGAGGGCUCUGAACACAGAUGGGGCUUCCCCCAGUGUGGAGGCGCAAUAGAUGGGACCCACAUCCCUAUCCUUGCACCUGAAGACCACCAUGCUGACUACUUUAACCGAAAGGGGUGGCACUCAGUCAUUCUGCAGGGGGUGUCUCAAAAAGUGCUGUGUAAAAACCUGUGUGUUGUUAUUGAUGGCAUUGCACUGAGUCCUAAUGAUGACUUAUCUGUGUACCUCAAGACCACUGAAGACAUCAUGGGUGUUGAGGUGCCCAUCCUGCUUCUGGAAGAUCCUGCCUACCCUCUGCGAACCUGGCUCUUGAAAGGGUACUCCGACACAGGAAACCUCUCAGCACAGCAGAGGUACUUCAAUUUGCGCCACAGCAGAGCCAGAAUGACCGUGGAGUGUGCGUUCGGGCGGCUGAAAGGGCGGUGGAGGUGCCUUGGUAAACGGCUGGAUGUGGACAUCUCCAUCGUCCCCACGGUUGUCAGUGCAUGCUGCACACUCCACAAUGUGUGUGAAAUUCAUGGGGAGGCCUACGAAGAACCCAGUGGAGCUGCUCUCAAUGUUGACAGAGGGCCUGAAGGAGGGGCCUUGCCAGAUAUGCAACCAGCAUUAGUGAGGGAAGCACUGAUACAACUGUUCUAUAGCCAGCUGUAG